Molecule: messenger RNA, 2259 nt
Organism: Dermatophagoides pteronyssinus (European house dust mite)
Lineage: Eukaryota; Metazoa; Arthropoda; Arachnida; Sarcoptiformes; Pyroglyphidae
Biological process (GO): regulation of DNA-templated transcription; oligodendrocyte development
Cellular component (GO): nucleus
Source: RefSeq, a predicted model, not a curated record
GUAAUAACAAACCCCAGGGCACGCGUUUGGGCGCGUGUUUCGCAGUCAAGAUUUAAUCUUUUAAUUUUUUUUUCUUCGUUCACAGGUUUUUUCCAACUAAAAUCAUCAUCAUCAUCAAGAUUUGUUGGUUGGUUGAAAUAAUGAUAAUGAGUCUGAUUACAUCAUCUGAAACAACAACAACAAAUUCAAAAUUGAAAAUUCGUCCAUUAGAUCAAACUUGUGAAAAUAAUUUUAAAAAUACAAUGAUGAUGCUGAAAGCGAACAAUAAUCAUUUACCGAUUUCGAUUCCCUCAUCAUCUACAUCCACAUCAUCGGCAUCAACAUCGAUAAUUCGUCCAUUAACCGAUUUAAUCGAUGGCCAAAUAUUAAAUCAGGGCGAUAUCAUUGGACCGAUAUCAAAUCUUUGCAAAUGGCUUCGUAAUGAAUUGGAUCGCAUUGAACAAUGUUUACAGCGAUCAUCGAAAAUAUCUUGUUCAUCAUCGACAAUUGUUGAAACGGCAAUGUCGAAAUUGGAACAAAAUCUUGAAAUAAUCUAUUUGAAUGAACAAUACUAUUUGGAAGUUAUACGAUCAUUUCGCUGUUGUCAACAAUUUUCAACAAUACAAUCCACCAAUGAUAAUGGCUUGUUGAUGGAUGAAAAACCAAAAGCCUGGUUCAAUCAUUUGAUCGAAGAAAGUUUAACAACAACCAUACGACCAAUACAAACAUGGAUAAAUGGUAAAGAAUUAUUCGGAUGUUUAUGGUGCAAUCAUUUUUCGUUCUAUUCAAAUCAUAUGAUAUUACAUAUCAUGAUGGAUUGUAUGAAACAUUUUAUCAAUAUUAGCCAUAAUAAUUUUGCUCAUAAAAAUGGUUAUAUUAAAUUUAAUGAGACUAUUGCGGAUUCAGCUAAUCAUCAAUUAUCAUCAACCGAACAACAAUGUCGCCGAAAGCAGAUACGCAGUUUUGAUAUUGUAUCAUUGUUGAAUCAAAAGGAUCGAAAAUCAACAUUGGAUCAUAAUGUUGAUCAGGAUAAUGAUUAUGAUUAUGAUAAUCAAGAUGCUGAUAUUGAAGUCGACGUUGAAACAUUGGAUGAGGAUAAUUCGGAUCAAAUGAUUAAACCAACAAUGAUGAUGAAUAUGAAUGGACAAAAACAACGUUCGAAACGAUCAUCAUCGAUUGUAUCGAAUCAAAAUCGAAUACCACCAUCACCGUCAUUGUCAUCAACACUAAUUAGUCAACCAAUUAUUCGUGGUAAAUAUAAUCGCAAAUCAUCAUCAAAUAAUAAAUCGAAUGCCAAUGUAUCAUCAACCACGAACAAUCAAUCGAAAAGUGCAUUCAAAAAACUGAAAACAAUCAAGGCUGCAAAUAAAUUGGCGACCACCAAUCAAUCAACAAUUAAAUCGAAUCAAUUUCUAUCCAAUUUAAAUAUGACAAAUUUUUAUAGUCAAAUUUCAACCGAACAAUCGUCGAAUGCUUGUUCCUUUCCAUUGGCUAAUCUAUUUAAUAAUCAAAAUGAUUCGCCCAUUACUUCCGUAAAUUCAUCAUCAACAUCACCGAAACAAAUGCAACAUCCAAUUGGAUCAAGUAAAUCAUCACCGAUUUCCGUACAGCCAACAACUUUCGAAUCAAACACAACAACAACCGCCGCAAUGAAUAAUUCUUUAGAAUCAUCUGGUUCAGUUGAUUUAUCUAUCGAUUCGUCGUCAUCAUCAUCAUACGAUUCCCAUUCACCGGAUUUAGCCGAACGAUCAUCAUCAACAUCGGAUUAUAAUAAUGUUGUUGAUAGAAGCAAUAAUAAACAAAAUGAAAAUGAUAUUGUAUCGAAUGCUGAUGAAUCAUCAUCCUCAUCACUGAUACAAUUAUUACCACAGUCAUCGGUGAUAAAUAAUCCAUUAAUGAAUUUACCACCAUAUUUUAUGCCGCCAACAACAACAGCAUCGUCAGCAGCAAAUAAUCCAUUAAUAACAUCAUUGUAUUUGUUAUCACCAUCAUUGACAGCAUUGAGCUAUCAGGCAAGUAAUGUUUGUGCAUAUUGUAAUCAAGCAUUUCGUAUGACAUCCGAUUUGGUUUAUCAUAUGCGUUCGCACCAUAAACGUACAAAAGCAGCCGAUGAUUUAGUGAAUAAAAAACGUCGUGAUGAUCAAUUACGUUGCCAUAUUUGCAAUGAAACAUUUCGUGAACGACAUCAUCUUACCCGUCAUAUGACAUCACACCAAUAAAAUCUUUUCUCAAACAACAAUGUUAUCGAUUUGUAGCAUUACUAGUCAAGUAUUGUCUCAU